AUGGGCUUUCUUAGACGAGUCGCUGGCCUUACGUGUCUCGACAUGGUCCGUAACAGUGACAUUCGGAAGAACCUUGGAAUACAGCCUUUGCUUCUCCAGAUUGAGAAGUCACAGCUGCGAUGGCUUGGGCACGUGUUGCAAAUGCGUCCAGAAAGGAAGGCUAAGCAACUGUUCCUUGCAAAUCCGACCGGCAAAAGGCCCAGUGGACGGCCCAAAUUCUGUUCCAGACUCCAUUUAUCUUUUGCCGAAGCUCUGACUCUAGCACAGGAUCGGGAACGUUGGAAGCUCUCUCUGACGUGUCUGCCUCCGCGACCCGAAAAGAAAAGCGGCGAUGGAAGAUGA
Soboliphyme baturini is the source of this 342-nucleotide messenger RNA. Lineage: Eukaryota; Metazoa; Nematoda; Enoplea; Dioctophymatida; Soboliphymatidae. The record is from the annotation of a GenBank genome assembly.